Molecule: messenger RNA, 6876 nt
Organism: Eriocheir sinensis (Chinese mitten crab)
Lineage: Eukaryota; Metazoa; Arthropoda; Malacostraca; Decapoda; Varunidae
Gene: Rop
Product: protein ROP-like
Exons: 13
Coding region: 90-1838 (582 amino acids)
Biological process (GO): vesicle-mediated transport; neurotransmitter secretion; intracellular protein transport
Cellular component (GO): plasma membrane; secretory granule
Molecular function (GO): syntaxin binding
Source: RefSeq, a predicted model, not a curated record
CGCGGUAGUCCCUCGCGCGCCGCCGUGCAGGAAGCCAGGCGCUCUCCCCUAUCGAUUGGACGCCGCCUCCGCCCCGCACAUCUGUCAGAAUGGCUCUCAAGGAGUUAGUCGGGAAAAAGAUUAUGAAUGAGGUGAUACGGUCGAAGAAAAAGUCGGCCAGCACGGAUUGGCGGGUGUUGGUGGUGGAUCAGUUGGCCAUGCGGAUGGUGUCAACAUGCCUUAAGAUGCACGACAUCUCGGCGGAGGGCAUCACCAUUGUGGAGGAUAUCAACAAGAGUCGAGAGCCCCUGCCCGCCCUGGAGGCCAUCUACCUCAUCCAGCCCACCAAGCUGUCAAUAAGCGGCCUUGAACAAGACUUCAUCAUAGCAAACAAAGCAAGAUACAAAUUAUGCCACGUCUACUUCACAGAAACAUGUUCAAAUGAGCUCUUCAAUGAACUCUGUAAACAACCAGUGGCCAAGUACAUCAAGACCCUCAAAGAGAUCAACAUUGCCUUCCUGCCGUAUGAAAGUCAAGUAUUCUCCUUGGACUACCCCAAAGCCUUCCCCUCUUACUACAGCCCCACACAAGCCCAGACCCGACAGAGCACCUUGGAGCGCAUGGCUGAACAGAUAGCAACAGUGUGUGCCUGCCUCGGCGAGUACCCAGCUGUCAGGUACCGCGGAGACUUCGAGAGGAACGUGGAGCUGGCCCAGCUGGUGCAGCAGAAGCUGGACGGCUACAAGGCCGAUGAGCCGUCCAUGGGGGAGGGGCCGGAGAAGGCUCGCUCGCAGCUCAUCAUCCUAGACCGCGGCUUUGACUGCACCUCACCGCUGCUUCACGAGCUCACUUUGCAGGCCAUGGCAUAUGAUCUUCUGGACAUUGAGAACGACGUGUACAAAUACGAGGCCACUCAAGGAGAGAACGAGAAGGAGGUGCUGCUGGACGAGAACGAUGACCUCUGGACGGAACUGCGCCACAACCACAUCGCUGUCGUCUCACAGAACAUCACCAGGAAGACAAAAGAGUUCAUGGCCACCAAGCGCAACAUGGGGGACAAGACGUCGAUGAAGGACCUCUCACAGAUGAUCAAAAAGAUGCCGCAGUACCAGAAGGAGCUGUCCAAGUACGCCACACACAUCCACCUGGCGGAGAGCUGCAUGAAGAAGUACCAGGAGAACAUCGACAAGCUCUGCAAAGUGGAACAGGACCUGGCAAUGGGGGUCGAUGCAGAGGGUGAGAAGAUUAAGGACCCCAUGAAGAACAUCGUCCCCAUCCUGCUGGACACCAACGUGGAGAACCUGGACAAGCUGCGCGUCAUCCUGCUCUACAUCCUGGCCAAGAACGGCGUGUCCAACGAGAACCUGGAGAAGCUGCUGCAGCACGCCCAGAUCCCCCCCACCGAGAAGGACACCAUCAACAACAUGGCUCACCUCGGCAUAAACGUAAUUGUGGAGGGAGGGAACCGCAGCCGCAAACCUUACCAAGUCCCCCGGAAGGAGCGCAUCACCGAACAGACCUACCAGAUGUCUCGGUGGACCCCGGUCAUCAAGGACGUCAUGGAGGACACCAUCGACAACAAGCUGGAGGAGAAACACUACCCAUUCCUCGCAGGACGCUCUGCCACCAUGUCCAAGACCGCUCCCACCAGUGUGCGGUACGCUGGUAACUGGCAUAAGGACAAGGUGAAGAAUAUGCCGCGGCUGAUCGUCUUCGUGGUGGGCGGCAUCACCUACUCUGAAAUGCGCGCCGCCUACGAGGUCACCAAGGCUGUCAAGAACUGGGAGGUCAUCAUUGGGUCAACUCACAUCUUGACACCAAAGGACUUCUUAAGUGACCUUCGUGAUCUCAGCAGCUGAAGCAAGUGACCCCCCCAUGACCCGGCCUCUCCUUCCUCAUCCUCAAAAUCCUCCUCAAAGACCUCCUCCUCCCCAUCCUCCUCCAUUUCCUCCAGGUACUCUCCUCCUCCACCUCCUCCUCCUUCCCCUUGUUCCCUUCGCUCCUCUUCCUCCACCGCCACCCCCACCCCCGACCCUUCUCCUCUCUCUCCAUCCAUCCCCAUCAUUGACCUGAUGCUUGCUCUCCUUCCUGUCUAACGCAAAGCUUGUGUGGCACGAAAAAAAAUAUACAUGAUAUAUUGCGUAGCAAAAUAUUUACGUUGCCAGACUUUCUUUGGUUUCUACAUCCCCAGCUUGAGUAUCUUCCUUGUUGCAGGUAGUUGCCUGAGGACUUGGGUUUCCUUAAGGUUUUCUAUGGCAGACACCAAUGCUAGGCUGCGUGCACCUCAGAAACCUUUGCCUCGUUUCUCGUCCGAUGUGUUGAUUCAGGUUCUUUGUUCUCAGAGCCUAAGGUUUUAGCAUUGUUUACCUGAUAGUUUAAUUACUGAUAAGUUUGCAAAAUGCUUAGUUGUGAUUUCCAACUUUAUAGAUGUGUUUCAGCAAGCUAUAGGUCAUAGUUUUAUUGUCUUGCAUAGCAUAAUUGUGUUGUUCUUUGCAACACCAUAUAUCAGAUUAAUAACAAAAUAUCGUGCUCCAGAUUCUUUGCACAUUAAUAUUCAAUUUUCUGUAUUUUAAACAUUUAGAUAUUUCAUAUGCUACAGUAUAGUGCUAGUUGCAUCCCUCUUUUCCAUGCAACCAUCAUGUGUGUCACAGACUGCAGCAUUGACUUCAGGGCAGCACCUCUCAGCCCCGCCAGAGUUGUGCCAUCGUGGUGUUCAGAAGUUGAUCUGCCUCUGAAACACACCCAGGCUGUGGCGUAUCGCUAAGUGGACAUCCUAUGAGGCCAGUCAGUAGAUUCCAAAAUUGCAUAAAUCUUCAUGUUUUCAUGCGAAACAGUGAGAAAUUCUGUAUUGUCUAAAGCAAUGUGAAACUUCUCAUCCGUCUCUAAAUUGACAAGUAAAAUUCAGCAGGAGAAAAAUUGAUGUCGUCCAAAAUUGAGUAGCCUUUUUAGUGAUGCACCAACAGUAUGCAUCAUCCAUUGUGUGGUGGCAGGUUGGAGCUGCGAAAACAAUUGUGGUGCGGAGAGCCAUUUUGACACCUUGUGAUUUAUAAAGGGUUCCAUGAGCUAACCCAAUGCCUGAAGCAAAUCAGAAGUAGACAUAACUCAAAAUUGCUCAUUGCAUCACAGAAUAUUGUCUGUGACCUGGUUUAUCUCGGUGUGUGCUGGGUCAUGGUUAAAUGCCUAACUCCACAGUUGGGCUCUCCAUAUGCAAUCUUUAAAACUUUCUAGCCAACCGUAUUUGCCUGGGCUUUAUUCCCUCUCUGUCAUAAAGGUCAUGCAUGCUCCCAAAUAGUCGUGAAGGAGUGUAAUUUUUCCAUCAAAUGUCUUCACACUGCUCUCUCGCCAAUCCAAACCCGAGGCGCCGGCUUCACACGCCCGGCCCUUGCGAAAAGAUUUGUUGUAGUUCAGACGUGUGCAUUGGAACGUGCAACUUUGCCUGCUCUUUGGGAAACGGGCAAGAAAACCGGUAUAUAAUCAGCAAAGUGAAUUGUAGUCAUACAUAAUGUAAUGAAUACCAAAGCAUUGCGUUUUUGUAAUGUUUAUGCAUAUAGUAUGCACCUACAGUUAUGCAUACCUUUGCAUACACAUAUUUGAUUAGUAAGCAGGAUAUGCAAAUUUCAGUAGACAAUGCUGAAGCCAAAUCAUGUUUUGCAUUGAAGUGACCGAACAAACUUGGCUGACUGUCUGUGUCGUACCAGCAGCAUCAUCACCUUAGCAACAUAUCUCUUUCAACUGACCUUCUAGUCUCUGCACUUUGUCUUCAUUGAUUCCAUUAUGUGCCCGUGGCGGUUGGUAUAUUUUUAGUCGUUGAUCUUCAUAUCGUUGGUGUAGUCAAGUAGGGUAGUUUGUUGACUUUGAAGACCAAGCUUACGAUUAUAUUAGCAGCAUUACUUAUACUGUAGAUAGGGAUUAUGAUAAGUAUUUUUUAGGCAGAAGUGGGUUAAUCAGCUAUUAUAUAGUAUAUGCUGAUUAAUUUUAAUUUUAUAUGAGGGUUUUUGCAGGAAGCAUUUGUUAAAUUGAACAUCCAUUGUUUCUGCAUGUCAAAUUAAGACUUAUAAAACUAGAAGUAAUGGAGGAGUACAUUAGGUAUACCAUAGUAACUACUCAAGUAUUGUGUGCAUUUUCUUCACUUUUCAGCAAGUUAUUGUUACAGGAGACAUCACUCUUUCCUCAGAUGAGAAAGCAGACUACUACAUAAGCAUUGGAGUUUCUCAUGUUAGCAGACAAGUGUGUGGUGAUUGUGACAUUUAUGAUCCCUGUCAGUAUAGUAUCCGUACGCCAUCAGUUCAGGAGAAUUUUAAACUCUUUAUUAUGAAGAAAUUGUGGUCCUUGGUAUUAAAGACAUAUAUCAUGACAUUCCAGUUGUUACAAGACUCGCCUGAUCAUGUCCAGGCAUAUCAGGCGAGUCUGAUGAGUAGGAAAACGUAUUUCAUUGAACUAGUUUAUGUAUAUUGAAGUGUAUCAUUGAUUAAUGUAGUUUUAAGAUGAUGCACCCAAGCAAGAGUGGCAGCCAGCAGUGUCAAUCUAUUGUUUCUUCUUGAGUUACUAUAUUGUACUUAAUUACACGGUAGGUUGGUGAAGUAAGGCCUAGGUUAGGUUUGGCAAUAGUGGCACCUUGCUGGCGUAACACUCAUAUUAUGCAAUGAAUAUUUAACAUGAUUUCAAAUAUUAUUUAUGAGUUAUGUAGUGUUAAUGCUAGAAGCAAUAACCUCUGUAGUUUUGCUGCUUUUAUGGCAAGUAGCAGUUCUGAGCUCUGGAAGUGACACAAGUUUAGAAAACACAACUAUAUUGCUGUUUGUCAGUAUAACUAUAAAACCUGGGUAGGGAGAAUGAAUAUCAAAUGUGACUGACACUACAGUAAGAUUAAGAGGUGGUGUUCUCGUGCUCAAUUGACUACUGAGCAAGGAAACAACAGUGUGCAUGUGUGUGUGUUUUUGGCAGAGCACCAAUCCAUGGUGUUUGGGUCUGCAUAUGUAGUCUGUUAUGUCCCUCUGAACCAUGGGCUGUCAGACUGUGUAAGAAAUUAGCUUUACUAAAGGAAAAUAGGGGGUUUAAAAGACUGUUAUUUAUUAUAAAAAUGUGCUGCUCAAAAUUGAAGUUUGGAUUUGAUUUCAGUAAUCGCAAGCAGAAAUUUCUGCUGUUUGAAAUGGCCUUGAAAUUAAAGCAGAAGAGCAGAGCAUAAGAAAUGCUUGCAUUUCUUGCCUUGUUGGUAGUUCUUUAGGGCUGUGUUUGAGAGACACAUUCACUUGUUUUACUGGACUUGAUUCAUGAUCUCAAACCAAGUCAGGCCUAUCAUUGUUGACAAGUAUGGUUGUGUCCAUGUUUUUUCUAGUCAUAUUCAGUCUGUAGAGGCUUCACAUUUAUAGUGGGAAGUGAUCCACGUGGACCUGGAUUAGCCCAACCCUGACCACCCUUGUGGACACCAUCAUCAUCCAGUGAAAAUUUCAAUGAAUCUUAACAAGACUUGCUGGCCUAAGGCAACUCUGAGUAAUGAGCAGUACAGUUUACUGCUGCCUUUUUUUAAUGGCUGAAUACAAACUUGGGCUGUAAUACUAACAUUGUGGCUUUACGUAGCCUCUGCCUUAUUGUUGAACUGGUGUUACGCCAGGAGCACAAGUUAACAUUUGACAUUCCUUGAUUGGUUGACAUUCAAUAUCAAGAUUUAAUUCUGAGACUGAUAUAUUUGUCUUUUAAAGUUACCAUUCAAUGUACUUAAUACAUAUAAUGUGAUGUAAUAAAAGUUUGAUGUUCACCUCAGUCCUGGGUCUCUUCACAUCCACUCGCGGCCCGUCGUGUCGGCCUCCUGGCCCGUCACGGCCCAGCCAGCAUGGAGGAGCUGCUUUAUUAUGUCACAUUUCAUGCAGGGGGUGUUUGCCAGCCUGUGCUCGCCCCUCCACUUAGUGCUCGUAUGAAAGACAAAGCUAUUCUGAAAAUUGAGCUGAAGUGUAAAAAUCAGAUGUCAAAUUAAUGAUCAUUGGUUUUUAUUUUGACAGUCAUUCAUUUUUAAACCUCGGCUAAAUUUUCCAGAAUAGUUUUCCCGAGAUGUGAAUGUUGAGUGGAAGGGUGUGGAUGUCUUGGCAAGCACCUCUUUGUAUAUUUAUCCAGAUUUCAUUUCCCCAUUAUGUUACAAAUUGCACUUGGGAUUGUUAUAAUAGCUAUCAAAGGAACUGGAAACCGAGUCUUUGUACUAACUGAACUGUGGAUCCUUGCCGCCAGACUAAGGGGACGUGGCUUCGACAAGGGCAUAAUACCUAUCUUGUUCAACGAAUUGACCCUUGAAGGUAGAAUUUUGCAUAAGAAGGACACCGUCUUGUUUGAUUUUUAGCUGUAUAUACUUGUUUAUAGGGUUGUUUAUUUUUAUGUUGGUUGAGAUGAUUGGUUGUACAUACCUAAGCUAAGGAUGAUUUAGACUAAAAGAGAGAAAAAGUUAUAAUUUAGUAGGUUUACCAAAUUCUUAUUUCCUGCAUUUCUUGGGUGAUUGACCAUGAGUUUAUUUGACUGAGCUAUAUGCCUGGCAACUGUGACCAAGAAGGGUGACCAAGAACCUGGGGGUGGAAGUCAUAAUAUAUAAACGUAAGCAAAGUAACUGAUUGAGAGACACUGAAGUCGUAACUAUUCAGGAAAAAAAUAUACAUGAUACACCUAUUGGAAUGCCUUUGUUUUCCUCCAGAGGCCAUCUCGCAGGACUAAAGGCAGCAGUAUUUUGAGCAGGCAUAUGGCUGGUGCAUCCUAGACAUUCCCACAGCUCUCCAGCUCUGUAUUCUGUGUUGUCUUGUCCUGUUGGCUAUCAGGCCUAAACUUAAUAUAUAUGUCAUUAGUCAACACUGGCCUUUCCCUUAACCAGAGUCUUGUCCAUCAUGAUGCCAACCUGUUCCAAAUAAAGAGUACUCACCUCCA